This is a messenger RNA of Dibothriocephalus latus, 478 nucleotides long. The record is from the annotation of a GenBank genome assembly. Lineage: Eukaryota; Metazoa; Platyhelminthes; Cestoda; Diphyllobothriidea; Diphyllobothriidae.
GAUAGGUCUUCACGUCGUCCUGCAGAAGACUCGGGACACGAGGACCGGACAGUCUACACGUCAGAUCGCCACCGUCGUGCUGAUAGGGAGCGGGACGUCUUGGCAGUGGAGUCUUCACCACCAGCGUCUCGUCGCCAACACAGAAGCCGUAGCCGUGGUGGUAUCGAGCGCUCCCGUAGACGAGACAGAAAUGAACUGGAAGAUGUGGACUCCCAAAAGCCCACUGCUGCCGAUUACGCUUCCAGAUAUCAGCGAAUGGAGAAUGGUGGCAUUGGCGAAAGAGGUCGGAGGGACAGGAAUCGGGACGAAUAUGAGCAUCGGCGCCAUGAGGAUGAACGUUUCAGAGAACCUAGGCGCCAUCCUCAACGUCGAGAGGCAGAAGAUUUCAGGCGUUCAUCACACAGUCCCGAGGGACCUUCUCCACCACCUCAGUCGAAAGCUAGACACGGUAAGCUUUAUGCCUAUCACUUGUGUAUCU